CUCGGGACUGUGCUGACUGCAGUUCGUUGACCGCUGUUGAGCUACUUGUCCCAACGUUCCCGUUUUGUCAUUUCUGUCUCAUGAUGUGGGGAGCUCGUCCAUGGCAGGCAGGCAGGAAGGAAGGAAGAGGGGGGGCAGCAGCGUUGUAGUGUGUUCUCAUUCAGCCCCCCCCCGGUUAAUUUACAGUAACUCCCGGGCGAGUUACUGUCUCCCUUUGGUUUUACACGGAGACCAUGGCUGUGUUGAAGAUACAAGACCAGCCAUCUUUGUUAAGAGCUAUCUUCAACGUGGACCCAGAAGAAGUUCGCUCCCUCAUAUUCAAAAAAGAGGAUGUCAACAUUCAGGACAAUGAGAAGCGGACACCUCUGCAUGCGGCAGCCUACCUGGGAGAUGCUGAGAUCAUUGAGCUGCUCAUCCUUUCAGGAGCCCGAGUUAAUGCCAAAGAUAACAAGUGGUUGACUCCUCUUCACCGAGCUGUUGCCUCUUGUAGUGAGGAUGCAGUAGCAGUUUUGCUGAAGCACAGUGCAGAUGUUAAUGCUCGGGACAAAAACUGGCAGACGCCGCUCCAUGUAGCAGCCAGCAACAAGGCAGUACGCUGUGCGGAGGCUUUGGUCCCGCUGCUAAGCAAUGUCAACGUGUCUGACCGGGCGGGACGCACUGCCCUCCACCACGCUGCCUUCAGUGGACAUGUAGAGAUGGUGAAGUUGCUGCUGUCCAGAGGAGCCAACAUUAACGCUUUUGACAAGAAGGACAGGAGAGCCAUCCACUGGGCAGCCUACAUGGGUCACUUGGAGGUGGUGAAGUUAUUGGUGGCCAGUGGGGCUGAGGUCGACUGUAAGGACAAAAAGGCCUACACCCCACUCCAUGCAGCUGCCUCCAGUGGCAUGAGCAGCACAGUGCACUACUUACUGAACCUGGGGGUCCACGUGAAUGAGGUGAAUGCCUAUGGAAACACCCCACUCCAUUUGGCCUGUUACAAUGGACAGGAUGUGGUGGUCAGUGAGCUCAUUGAGGCAGGGGCCAACAUCAACCAGGUGAACGAGAGAGGGUUCUCUGCUCUCCACUUUGCCUCCUCCUCGCGCCAGGGGGCGCUGUGCCAGGAGCAGCUGUUAGCCCACGGAGGUCACAUCAACAUGCGGAGUAAGGAUGGUAAGACUCCUCUCCACAUGGCAGCUACCCAUGGAAGGUUUUCCUGCUCUCAGGCCCUCAUUCAAAAUGGAGCUGAGAUUGAUUGUGAGGACAAGAGCAGAAACACUGCCCUUCACAUCGCUGCCCGCUAUGGCCAUGAGCUCAUCAUUACAGCACUCAUCAAACACGGAGCCAGCACCGCAAAGAGAGGCAUUCAUGGGAUGUUCCCUCUACACCUGGCAGCUCUCAGCGGCUUCUCAGAUUGCUGCAGGAAGCUGUUGUCCUCAGGAUUUGACAUAGACACCCCUGACAACUUUGGAAGGACAUGUCUACAUGCCGCUGCAGCUGGAGGGAACCUGGAGUGUCUGAACCUGCUGUUAAACAUAGGAGCAGAUUUUAAUAGGAAAGACAAGUUUGGAAGGACUCCAUUACACUAUGCAUCAGCCAACUGUAACUACCAGUGUGUGUUUGCCUUGGUGGGCUCCGGGGCAAGCAUUAAUGAGCUGGACCAGAGAGGCUGCAGCCCCCUGCACUAUGCUGCUGCAGCUGACACUGAUGGAAAGUGCGUGGAGUACCUGUUGAGGAACGAUGCUGAUCCAGCAGUGAGAGACAAACAAGGUUACACCGCCGUGCAUUAUGCCUCAGCCUACGGACGCACCCUCUGCCUGGAAUUGAUGGCCAGUGAGACACCGCUUGAUGUGUUAAUGGAGACAUCAGGAACAGACAUCCUGAGUGACUCAGAGAGCCAGGCCCCUGUCAGUCCACUGCAUCUGGCGGCUUACCAUGGACACUGUGGAGCAUUAGAGGUCCUCUUGUCAUCCCUGCUGGAUGUGGACGUUCGCAGCCCAGAGGGCCGAACCCCGCUCAGCCUGGCCUGCUCCAGGGGUCAUCAGGAGUGUGUGUCCCUGCUGCUGCACCACGGCGCCUCACCCAUGACCCAUGACUACACACACAAAAAGACAGCUGUACACGCUGCAGCUACAAAUGGCCAUCCAGAGUGCCUGCGUCUGCUCAUGAACAACAACGACCAACGCAUAAAUGUGGACGUACAAGACACCAGCGGACAGACUCCUCUGAUGUUGGCAGUGCUGAACGAACACACAGAGUGUGUGUACUCUCUGCUCAGUCAAGGAGCCAGUGUAGAGAAUCAGGACUGCUGGGGGAGGACGGCACUACACCGAGGGGCAGUGACAGGCCAGGAGGAGUGUGUGGAGGCCCUCCUCCAGCGGGGGGCCAGUGUGUGUGUGAGGGACACCUGGGGACGCUCCCCUCUUCACCUGGCAUCCGCUUGUGGCCGUGUGGGUGCCCUGGGCGCCCUACUGCAGGCCACUAGCGCCUCACACAUUGACACACACCUCACUGACAACCAGGGCUACACACCACUGCACUGGGCCUGCUACAACGGAUACGAUGCGUGUGUGGAGGUGUUGUUAGACCAGGACGUGUUCAGGAAGAUUAAGGGCAACACAUUCAGUCCACUGCACUGUGCUGUCAUGAACGAUAACGAGGGAGUGGCUGAGAUGUUAAUUGACUCCCUAGGCACAACUAUCGUCAACACCACAGACUCUAAGGGCAGGACCCCCCUUCACGCUGCAGCUUUUUCCAACCACGUGGAGUGCGUUUCCCUUCUUCUGAGCCAUGGAGCUUGGGCAAACGUAGUUGACACAAACAUGCGCAGGACACCGCUGAUGAUGGCAGCUCUAAACGGACAGACCAAUGCUGUGGAGGUGCUGGUGAGCAGCGCUAAAGCAGACUUGGCACUACAGGAUUCAAAGAGGAACACAGCAUUACAUCUGGCUUGCAGCAAGGGUCAUGAGACGAGUGCCUUGCUGAUUCUGGAGAAGAUCAGCGACAGGAACCUCAUCAACUGCACCAAUGCUGCUCUCCAAACGCCCCUGCAUGUGGCCGCCAGGAAGGGUUUGACGGUGGUGGUCCAGGAGCUACUGGGGAAAGGAGCCAGUGUAUUAGCAGUGGAUGAGAAUGGUUACACUCCAGCUUUGGCCUGCACUCCCAACCGUGAUGUCGCCGACUGCCUGGCCCUCAUCCUGAACUCCAUGAUUCCCACCUCCCCCAUGGUCACCAUAGCAGCUUUACCUGCACCUUCUCUCGCUCAGACAGUCGUCAACCACCACCCCACCUCCAACCACAUCUCCAAAGGCGUGGCCUUUGAUGCCCCACCCACUCUGAGGCCUGACCACGCCUCCUACUGCAGGCCGGAACGCCCGCUGUCCUCUGUCUCUGCAGACGAUGAACUGAAUGACUCGGAUUCAGAGACAUACUGAGAACUAUUUGACAGAGCCCCACAAUUCUGCAAGGCUAGCCGGCCACUCAGGAGCCUUAAUAGUUCACUGAUAAGGGACAAAAAGAGAGGGAAGAGGGAGAAAAUAGAGCCAGAGUAUUUUUAGGUAAGCCUCGUCAAAUUUAAUAAUUGUUGUAAAAACGAUUUUGUUUCCUUAAGGUGCAUACCCAUGGGGUGGUUUUAAACCUUUACAGUUUUUCUUUCAACUACUACUAUAAGAGCAUCUAGUGAAGAAAAACUCAGAGGACAGUUUUUUUGGCACGAUUGUGUAAAGAAAAAAAACAAGCAAACAGAGGGACAGUCUUAUGGGACCAGGUGACUGAUGAGCUGUUUUCCCUACUGUGCUUUUGAGUUUUAUUUCCGUUUUUCUUCAAACUAUUGUGGCAGACACUGAUGGCUCUCGCACAUUGGCAGUGCUGCAUCAUUGAUUUUGAACCACUCUUUGAUUCCCAGGAGAGGAAGUCAUUAUUGAAUCCUAUGAAUUUAUUCUAUAUUAUGGAGACUGAAUCCUUGGGAGCUGUUUCUGACAGCAGGUGGAUGUGAGACCCAUUUGCUGUAUGAUUGGUUCAGGAGUCAGCUGGUUGACGGUGCAAACGAGCACUCGGAGGAACUUUUAACUUGCAAUGCUGUAAACUACUUAAUGUUGUGUACUGUACUGGAGACAGGAGAAAGCAACUGACACUGUGCAUAUGUGUGUGUAAGAGAGAUUGUGUGUGUGUGCGUUAGUGUGUGUGAAACAAAGACAAAUUAAUAAAUAUUGCCUUUUGAGGAACAAACAGCUUUCAGGCAGAGAAUGAA
This is a messenger RNA of Xiphias gladius (swordfish), 4225 nucleotides long. It is a transcript of the gene ankrd28a, whose product is annotated as serine/threonine-protein phosphatase 6 regulatory ankyrin repeat subunit A. The record is from RefSeq and is a predicted model, not a curated record. Gene Ontology annotation, molecular function: protein binding. Gene Ontology annotation, cellular component: cytoplasm. The transcript has 29 exons. The coding region runs from base 234 to 3410 and encodes 1058 amino acids. NCBI's taxonomy places the organism in Eukaryota, Metazoa, Chordata, Actinopteri, Istiophoriformes, Xiphiidae.